GGGCACCGAGUCAACAGGCACGACAGUGGGCUCCGAGUCAACAGGCACGACAGUGGGCACCGGGUCAUCAGGUAUCGGAUUGUCUGGCUCGACAGCGGGCAUCGGGUCACCAGGUAUGACAGCGGGCACUGGGUCACCAGGCAUCAGGUCAUUUGGCUUGCCAGCGGGCAACGCGUCAUCUGGCAAGGCAGUGGGCACGGGUCACCAGGUACCGGAUCAUCUGGAUCAACAGCGGGCAUCGAGUCAACUGGCCUAAUAGGAUCAUCGGGCUGGAUCAGUUCAUCAUGCUGAGUAGCGGCAUCAGGCUGAAUGCAGGCAU
Messenger RNA from Staurois parvus, 319 nucleotides. The record is from the annotation of a GenBank genome assembly. Lineage: Eukaryota; Metazoa; Chordata; Amphibia; Anura; Ranidae.